This is a messenger RNA of Dentiscutata heterogama, 903 nucleotides long. Lineage: Eukaryota; Fungi; Glomeromycota; Glomeromycetes; Diversisporales; Gigasporaceae. The record is from the annotation of a GenBank genome assembly.
AUGGAUCAAGGCGCAAAAGAAGAAAUACUCAAAUAUAUGAAAGAAAAUCUAUCAAACAUUUAUUUCAAAACUUUAAGAGCUAACGAGGUCGAACAAAAUGACGAUGAAAAAUUACGGAUCAUGCGUCAAACGCUGGAUGAUCCUGCUUUGUUUUUAUCAAAAUGGGGAAAGUUUCUCGAAAAAGAACAAUUAAUGAAGUUUGACAGACUUAGGGAUGAUUAUGAAGUAAAUUGGCACUUAAAUAACCUUCAGUCAAAAACCUCGUCCUCUUCAACAUUGGCAGCUUCUCGUAACAUUAAUCCGACAGCUCGUCACAAUAAACAAAUUUUAAACAGAAGAUAUAAAUAUCUAAUCACUAAGCUAGAUGAUACUUCAUACUUUAGCGAUGAGGCAAUGGAACACAGAGAACCAUUAUUGUAUGAGGAUUAUGUGGGGCAAUAUACUACACAAGAAGAACGGUAUCCACCGUUUGCUGAUAAUGUGGAUUUAGUUGAUAGAAUUUUUGACUUAGGAAUAACUAAAGACACUGAUAAAUUGUCAGUGCAAAAGGAGAACUACAUGAACACGGAGAGUGAUCAAUCCAGUACAGCAAUGAUGGUUGAUAGUUCACCGAGAGAUGGUUCUGUUAAUGCAGCAAAUGAUAUUGAGGGUGGACAACAAAAUUCUACAGACAAAAGCAUACAAAUAUCAGAUGAAGAAAAGAAACAGCUGAGGGCUGAUCUUGUUGAGAUUAUGAGAGAAAAGUUUUUUUCUGGAAACGACCCAGAUUUUGAUUAUGACGCAGUGGAUUUUAAUGAAGAGUACGAUGACCUUGAUAUUGAAGAACAGGAAAUUCAUGACAAGUACUUUGAUACCGAAGAUCCAGAUUAUCUAGAUAACGGAACUGGCAUUUUGGAUUAUUGA